CUACAGUCUCACAGUUUCAGUAGAGACCUGGACCAGCUGGAGACAGAAUCCCGCACCAGGAGCAGAACCAGAUCACACUCUGACGGAGUUCUACUGGUUCAGAUGAGUUAGAGACCAUGAGGAGCAGAGAUACAGGAUGUCAGAUAAUCUGUCCGUCCUGAUCCCGUCAUCGUUGGCCCCGCCCCCUUGCAAUACUUCCCAGCAUGCCUGUCUCUCAGACUGGGAGGCUCCUCGGUUUACUCGUGCGGCUCAGUUCCGGGUCGGCAUCACCUUCGUCCUCUUCCUGUUUGCCGCCUGCAGUAACUUGGCCCUACUGGUCAGCGUGUGGUGCGGGCGUGGCCGGAGGCUGGCGUCCCAUCUGCGGCCCCUGAUGCUGAGUCUGGCGUCAGCUGACCUGAUGAUGACGUUCGUGGUGAUGCCUCUGGAUGCGGUGUGGAACGUGACGGUGCAGUGGUACGGCGGCGACGCCCUCUGUAAGCUGCUCUGCUUCCUGAAGCUGUUCGCCAUGCACGCCGCCGCCUUCAUCCUGGUCGUCAUCAGUCUGGACCGCCAUCGUGCCAUCCUGCACCCGCUGGACGCGCUGAGCGCCCGCCACAGGAAUCGCCACCUGCUCCUGCUGGCCUGGAGUCUCAGCCUGCUGUUUGCAUCGCCGCAGCUGCUGGUCUUCAGGACGGUGUCCGUGGACGGCAUGAACUUCACUCAGUGUGCGUCCCACGGCAGUUUCAUUCACCGUUGGCAGGAAACCCUCUACAACAUGUUCCACUUCACGUCUCUGUAUGUGCUCCCCCUGUUGGUGAUGAGCUGCUGCUACAGUCAGAUCCUUCUGCACAUUCACCGGCAGCACAUGAGGGAGACGGAUGGUGAGUCUUACCUGCGGCGCAGCGGCACCGACAUCAUCCCCAAGGCUCGGAUGAAGACUCUGAAGAUGACGGUGGUCAUCGUGCUGUCCUUCAUCGUCUGCUGGACACCCUACUACCUUCUGGGCAUCUGGUACUGGUUCCAGCCCGACAUGGUGCAGGUCACGCCAGAAUACGUCCACCACGCGCUCUUCCUGUUUGGGAACCUGAACACCUGCUGCGACCCCGUCAUCUACGGCUUCUACACACCGUCCUUCAGGGCUGAUAUCGCCGCCUGCUGCCACCGCGGUGCCAGCUCCGCACCGAGGCUUCCGCACCAGAAAUCGGACAAAGACGGAACCAGUCCAAAUCCGCCAUCGACCGCCAGACCAAAGACCCAGCGUUCGGAGGAGAGGACACUGACGUUGACCAAUCGGGGCACUUGAACCUGUCGCUGAGGACGCUGAGCUUGAACUGACCAAUCACAGAAAUGGUAAUGCAUGAUUAAUCAAUUAAACAAUUCAUAUUCAGCUGCUCUGAUUGGCUGUAGACGAGGAAACUUCAGACGGUUUCUACAGAGUUUAUUUGGCUUUAUAUGUCGACAAGUCAUCAUCAUCAUCUUCAUCAUCUUCAUCUUAAUCAUUAACAUGAGAGGCAUUGAGGAGACCCAUGUUAUUUCUCACUUCCUGUUCUCUUUAAAGCUUUGACGUAUUUGUUGCGACACAUUAUUGAAAAAUCAAAUUUGAAACAUUAAAGCCUGACUUUUCUCAUUGGUCCUAGCUUCAUCCUAUACGUCUACAGUUUUCUUUUCCUACGCUUUUUUUUUACUUAACCUUUUUUCAGUUUCCUUCAGCUUUAAUAUCUAAAUCUACGACCUAAACCAAAGUCGAACAUAUUUAAAACAGAAUCAAUAAUAUAAACAAUAAUUGUAAAAAAACAAAAACGUCACGAAUGUUUCAUUAUUUUGGCAGACAUUCCUCGUCACUGCAGAACGGCAGCAACGUGAGAAUAAGGAACUGAAAGAAGAAAGUUCUAGAAAAAGAACAUUUAAAAAGAACGAGCUCUGAGCAGACAGUGACCUUUGACCUGAGGCUCCACAACAGACACAAAAAACUUGGUGAAAUGACACGAGACUCAACACAGAUCUAUUUUAGUAAAUAGUAAAAGGAGUACAUGUUUUAGAAUAUUCCGGUUUCUCCUCUUUUUGGUCGGUCUGGUCUUCAGAGUCACUGUGUCUCUGAAGUUUUUUUCUGGUUUCUAAAGUCUGUUCCAGAGCUCUUGGUCUUCAGGUCACUGUCAGCAGCAGAGACAGAAGCUGUAAAGACAUUCAACCUUAGUGUGAACACAGAGAACCUGUGGUGUUUCUCCAGGCAUCCUGAGGUUAUUAAUGAGUUAUUACCAAACGAUACUAACUGUUAAUAACAGCUGUUAUUAGAACCUGUCUGUGUUCUGGCAGUUCCUCUCAGUGUUUUUUUAUUUUUUUAUUAUAAACUAUGAAACAGCAUCUGUAAGUAUCUACUUGUUGACAGGUUUAUAUAAUUCUGACUCUUUUGGUUUGGACUCAUUCUAAGAAAAUACGGUUUGAAAUAUAAAAGUGUUUUGGUUUUGUUUGUUUUUCAACUGGGAAAACAAACCGUUUGUAAUGGAAACCAUUUUUUUCAUCUUUGGACGUUUUUCAGCUGUUUUUCCAUUAUUACAUCAUUAUAUUUCUUCAAUGUUUAAAUUCUUAAAUUUGGCUGGUCCUCGACCGGGAGCUUCUUUUAAAGGCAGCUGUGGACUUUUACAGAAAAAAAUCACUGACAUCAUAAAAAAGCAAUCCGACGACCAGCAGGGGCACUCUUCCAUCCCUUCAUUCUCAAACUGUCCAACAGACUGGGGACACGUCUGUCCCGGAGGUCAUGUGACCUGCAGCAGCUCAUUGGUUCAACACUCAAACACACUCAAAGCUCAGUCAGGGGGGCGGGAUCAGGAGGGCGGGGUCAUGGCGUUAGCAUUGGCACUCGAGGUAGAAAAAAAAUGGCAACGUGGCCCAGAGGAGCCUUUUGGUUCGGGUCGGUGACCAGCAGCGGAGGUAUCUCUCUUUGGAGGUGGUGACGUGGGUGGGGCGACUAGCUGACGCUCCGUGUCCUCUACAUCCUGACCACAAGUGACCAGUGAACAGGAUAAAGCAGGGUCCGUGACCUCUGCAGACCCAGGAAGUGUCAAGAGGUCAAACGUGAUCAUGUGACUUGUGUUCGUGUAACGACGGCAGCAGAAGAACUGAACUUUGGUUUCAGACAUUUUCAUCAUCAUCAGGAGCAGAGGA
Cynoglossus semilaevis (tongue sole) is the source of this 3141-nucleotide messenger RNA. Its product is annotated as gonadotropin-releasing hormone II receptor-like. Gene Ontology annotation, molecular function: peptide binding; protein-hormone receptor activity; G protein-coupled receptor activity. Gene Ontology annotation, biological process: G protein-coupled receptor signaling pathway; cellular response to hormone stimulus. The transcript is spliced from 5 exons. The record is from RefSeq and is a predicted model, not a curated record. Bases 137 to 1282 code for a protein of 381 amino acids. Gene Ontology annotation, cellular component: plasma membrane. NCBI's taxonomy places the organism in Eukaryota, Metazoa, Chordata, Actinopteri, Pleuronectiformes, Cynoglossidae.